This is a messenger RNA of Nycticebus coucang (slow loris), 4517 nucleotides long. It is a transcript of the gene KCNG3, whose product is annotated as potassium voltage-gated channel modifier subfamily G member 3. Gene Ontology annotation, cellular component: membrane; voltage-gated potassium channel complex. The transcript has 2 exons. Lineage: Eukaryota; Metazoa; Chordata; Mammalia; Primates; Lorisidae. The coding region runs from base 582 to 1892 and encodes 436 amino acids. Gene Ontology annotation, molecular function: protein binding; delayed rectifier potassium channel activity. Gene Ontology annotation, biological process: potassium ion transmembrane transport; protein homooligomerization. The record is from RefSeq and is a predicted model, not a curated record.
GCAGGGGGAGGUGAGCAGAGCCGAGCAGAGCCUGCAGGCGAGGAGGAGGACGGCGAGAGAGGCCCCGCCCCCGCCUCUCCGAGCCGGCUCCUUACCGCCUCCGAACCCGCUCACUUUGCCUCUCGCCUCUGGACGGCCGCGGGCGGCUGCCGGAUCCGCGGCCGGAGGGAGCGCGGGAGACGGGAAGACAUCCUGCACCGGCGCUUCCUCUAGGCGCCUGCACCCCUCAGGGGGUUGGCGCCGCCGCCUUAGAGAGGGCAACCCAGCUUCGGAGGGGGCAUCCCCAGGGCGCUAGGGGCGGCGGCGCUGACACAGCUUGGUUCCCUGCCAGUGGGGAAAAGCGCUGGCGCUAAGGGGGACUCCCCAGCCAUCUUCAGGUACCGCCAAGCAGAAGGCGCGUCGCCACUAGCGACGGUGGGCUGCUUUAGAGGCUAGAGCCGAAGGGCUCCUGGGCUGGCGAAGGGCAGGAGCGGACUCCCGAGGGAGAGCGGGGCCCCGACGGCGCGCUCUCCCGCCGGCCAAGGGCAGGCAGGCCCUGCGCGGAGGCUGGGGAGCGGCCAGGGUCUCUGGGUUGGCUAGCCAUGACCUUCGGGCGCAGCGGGGCGGCCUCAGUGGUGCUGAAUGUGGGCGGCGCCCGGUACUCGAUGUCCCGGGAGCUGCUGAAGGACUUCCCGCUGCGCCGCGUGAGUCGGCUGCAUGGUUGCCGCUCGGAGCGCGACGUGCUGGAGGUGUGCGACGACUACGACCGGGAGCGAAACGAGUACUUUUUCGACCGUCACUCCGAGGCCUUCGGCUUCAUCCUGCUCUACGUGCGCGGCCAUGGCAAGCUUCGCUUCGCACCGCGGAUGUGCGAGCUGUCCUUCUACAACGAGAUGAUCUACUGGGGCCUGGAGGGCGCGCACCUCGAGUACUGCUGCCAGCGCCGCCUCGACGACCGUAUGUCCGACACCUACACCUUCUACUCGGCCGACGAGCCGGGCUUGCUGGGCCGCGACGAAGCGCGACCUGGCGGGGCUGAGGCGGCUCCCUCCAGGCGCUGGCUGGAACGCAUGCGGCGAACCUUCGAAGAGCCCACGUCGUCUCUGGCUGCGCAGAUCCUGGCCAGCGUGUCGGUGGUGUUUGUGAUCGUGUCUAUGGUGGUGCUGUGCGCCAGCACGCUGCCGGACUGGCGCGCCGCGGCCGCAGACAACCGCAGCCUGGAUGACCGGAGCAGGUACUCCGCCGUCCCUGGGAGGGAGCCCUCCGGGAUAAUUGAAGCUAUCUGCAUAGGUUGGUUCACUGCAGAGUGCAUCGUGAGGUUCAUCGUCUCCAAAAACAAGUGUGAGUUUGUCAAGAGACCCCUGAACAUCAUUGAUUUACUGGCAAUCACACCGUAUUACAUCUCCGUGUUGAUGACAGUAUUUACAGGCGAGAACUCUCAACUCCAGAGGGCUGGAGUCACCUUGAGGGUGCUUAGAAUGAUGAGGAUUUUUUGGGUGAUUAAGCUUGCCCGUCACUUCAUUGGUCUUCAGACACUUGGUUUGACUCUUAAACGUUGUUACCGAGAGAUGGUUAUGUUACUUGUCUUCAUUUGUGUUGCCAUGGCAAUCUUUAGUGCACUUUCUCAGCUUCUUGAACAUGGGUUGGACCUGGAAACAUCCAACAAGGACUUCGCCAGCAUCCCUGCUGCCUGCUGGUGGGUGAUUAUCUCUAUGACUACAGUUGGCUAUGGAGACAUGUAUCCUAUCACAGUGCCUGGAAGAAUCCUUGGAGGAGUUUGUGUUGUUAGUGGCAUCGUUUUACUGGCAUUACCGAUCACUUUUAUCUACCAUAGCUUUGUGCAGUGUUAUCAUGAGCUCAAGUUUAGAUCCGCUAGAUGUAGUAAGAGCCUCUCUGCUGAGUUCCUCAAUUAGUGCAUUGCAAACCAGUUCUUGCACACACCCCAUAGAGAGUUGAUGCUGCUUCAUCUGCGUAUGUUUCUUGCUGGGUGACCACUGCAGCGGCAUUGUCAUCAGCUUGGUGGGUAAAAAUCAUCCUUCCCAGCUGAAAGGAGAAAACAAUUUACUUCUUAUGGAGUAAAUAGAAUUGAGACUGCAAAGGGAGAAUAAAGACGCCUAGAAUAAACUUUAGGACCUUAUUUUUUUUUUACUAAGAUGAGGUUUCGCUGUAUCACCCAAGCUGGGCUCAAGUGGUCCUCCUGCCUCAGCCUCCUGAGUAGGGACUACAGGCGUGUGCCAUCCACUGGGCCUGGUUUCUAGGACUUUAUUUUAUUUAGAUUUGUUUCCUCCUUACCUUGCACAAUUACACAUCAUGUUUAAGUACAUUAUUUGAUCAUUUUAAAACAGAAAGGUACUAUUUUCCAAAUGUUUUCCCAUUUUAGGAAUUCAGAAGAAGCUUGGAACUUACAGUGUUGUUUUUUGUUUGAAAGUAACAUUUUCAUUUCUAAAUGUUUUAUAAUUUCUCAUAUCAAUGUCACAAGUAUCCUGGAAACAUAUGUCACAUGCAGGAACUGUUUAACAAAUACUUUAAAAAAUUGGCCAAAACUUAAAUUGUGUAAUAGAGCUAGAUACAAAGCAAGAAUAGUAUUUGAAAAACUUUCCCAGCAUACUUCACAAUUCUCUGCUUAAUUUUUAUGCCUGUGAUUCACCUUAUCACAUAGCUUCAUGGACGCUUGAAUGUGUUUUUCCUUUUCUUUUUUCUUUUUAUUCAUUUUGUAGAGAUGAGGGCUCGCUAUGUUGCCUAGGCUGGUCUUGAACUCCUGGUCUCAAGUGAUUCUCUUGUGUUGGCCGCCCAAAGUGGUGGGAUCACAAGUGUGAACUACCAUGCCUGGCCACCUUUUCCAUUUUGGAUUUUUUAACUCUCUUUACUGAGAUACUCAGAAAAGUAUUUAAGAAUUAAAGAGAGCUUAUAUUGUUUAGAAUUUAAUUGAAUAAUAUUUGAAUUCAUUGCUGUUACUUGGUGAUAAUUGUCUUCACAUUCAAAUGUCCAAACAAGAAUAUUUCCAACAUAAAAAUGAUAAUAGAAAUAGUUUGAUAUAGCUCAGCACCUGUAGCUCAAUGGUUAGGGCACCAGCCACAUGCACCAAGGCUGGCAGGUUCAAGCCCAGCCUGGGCCUGCUAAACAACAAUGACAACAAUAACAAAAAAAGAAAAAAUAUCUGGGCAUUGUGGCUGGCGCCUGUAGUCCCACCUACUUGGGAGGCUGAGGUAAGAGAAUCGCUUGAGCUCAAGAGUUUGACUUUGCUGUGAGCUGUGAUUCUACAGCACUCUACUGUGGGUAAUAUAGUGAGACUCUGUCUCAAAAAAAAAAAAGAGAAAAGAAAUAGUUUGGUAAAACUCAAUAUUUCAACCUAUAUUUAUCUUCUUCUCUUAACUUCCCCCCGAAAUGCUGUGGCUUCAGUAAGACUUACCAGAUGAAAGGCUAUUUAAGUAGCCUUUUUUCUUUUUCCAUGACUUUUAUAGAGAAGUGUAUUUAUGUAGCUUUUUAAGUGCCAAAGUUACACUUAUGUGUUGUGACUGGACUAUCAUUAAAAGAAGAAAUUAGGUAUUACUAUACUCUUAGUUGCUGUGUAGCUAAGUCAAUUUUAAGCGAGGUAAAAGCAAUGAAUAGAUAAUUAUUUGAUCUGAUCUUCACCAUUGUAAAUCAAAGCUACACCAAAAUACUUUUUGUAAGAAUACUGAAUAAUAUGCCAUAUUAAUCUGGUGAGAUUUUUAGACUAGGUAAUAUAAAAGUGAUGAUUGUUUAGUACUAAAUUUUAGCAACAGGAAUUAGAAUUUUACUUUUUCAUUCAGGUUGCCAUAAAAAUGUCAGUGUAUAAACAUAAAAAAUUAAAGUUGUGGAUUCAUGAAUAAUUUAGUGUUGUACACUGUAAUUUAUCAGGGAUAAAAGAGACACAGGUUGGAAAGUGGUGGGUAAGACAUGGGACCUGGAUAUAUUUAUCAAAGAAAAGGGUUACUUACCAUAAGUUUCAUUAAAGGAAUAUUAGCCAUCAUCUCUAGUUCAAACCUUGACUAUUAUAGGUAGAAAACCAAAGUAAGAGAGGAUUGAUUAUGAAGGAGUUGGGGCUUAAAAUCUGGAUUUCCGGGGUGGCGCCUGUGGCUCAGUGAGUAGGGCGCCGGCCCCAUAUGCCAAGCGUGGCGGGUUCAAACCCAGCCCCGGCCAAACUGCAACAACAACAACAAAAAAAAUAGCUGGGCAUUGUGGCGGGUGCCUGUAGUCCCAGCUGCUCGGGAGGCUGAGGCAAGAGAAUCGCUCUAAGCCCAAGAGUAGAGGUUGCUGUGAGCCGUGUGAUGCCACGGCACUCUACCGAGGGCAGUACAGUAAGACUCUGUCUCUACCAAAAAAAAAAAAAAAAAUCUGGAUUUCCGGAAACCCAGCCCAGAAAUUUAUUCUUCGCACACCUCUGGGUGUUGAGGAAAAGCUUGAGAAAUCACACUUCCUUGUCAUUGUCAGGCCCAAGAUAUAAUAGCAAAGCCCUUUGGUCUUCCCUGAUUACCUUUCCUGAGUUUAUGUGAUAUUUUGUGAUAAAGAUCUUGCCC